AUGUUCACUAGUCGGUUGUUUCGGUUAGUCCGGAGGAUAGGGCCUGUGGCCCCCAGGAGAGCUCAAACUGUUCUCUGCUACCAGCACAAGAAGAGCACAGGAGCACCAGAAUCCCGUAGUUACUGCGCCACCGGUAAAGUAACCAACCCUUUCCUUGCUUCCGACGACAGGAUGCAGGGGUAUUUGGAGACGUUGCGGCACGAGUACUAUGCACUCAAGGUGCAGGAACAACGGACCGCGAAGGAUAUCCAGCGAAUGUUGCAGCUCUCGAGCGUGGUGGAAAUGUACGAACAGCGUCGGAUAAUGGAGGAAAACCUGCGGUCACUGAAGGAACUGAAAGACGACAAGGACGACGAAAUGGUGCAGCUGAUGAAGGAGGAACGCGAAGCGUACGGGAGCAUACUGGUGCGGCUGGACCGAGACAUAAUGGCCGGUAUUUUAUCGAUGGACGAGGAAGAAGACUACGGGUCGCUGAUACUGGAGGUAACGGCCGGUGUUGGCGGACAGGAGGCAAUGUUGUUUGCCCGCGAGCUGUUCGAUAUGUACUGCGGGUACAUUGAGUACAAGGACUGGGAAGUGGAAACGAGCCAGACCGAAGGAACCGACCUUGGUGGGCUACGGCACGCCACCAGCGUCAUCAACGGGCCGGAUGCGUAUCGGUGCUUGAAGUACGAAGGCGGCGUGCACCGGGUACAGCGUAUUCCUGCGACGGAGAAAUCUGGCCGAGUACACACGAGCACUGUCACGGUGUCCAUAAUUCCUCGGCCGGACGAUUUCGAAGUCGAGCUGAAGGAGAAAGAUUUGAAGAUCGAAACGAAACGUGCCAGUGGCGCCGGUGGACAGCACGUUAAUACCACGGACAGCGCGGUGCGUAUCGUGCACCUGCCCACGGGCAUCGCGGUCGAAUGCCAAACGGAGCGAUCGCAGGUGAAGAACCGUGAAAUUGCGAAGCAAAAACUAACGGCCAAGCUGAUGCAGCAAGAACUAGAGGCACGUUUCACGAGCUCUCAGGCACUGAAAAAGUCCCAGGUGGGACAAAGCCUGCGCAACGAAAAGAUUCGAACGUACAACUACAACCAGGAUCGCAUCACCGAUCACCGGCUAGAGGGUGGCACGGUGCACAACCUUAAAGGGUUCCUCGAGGGUGGUGCUCAGCUGGACGAUAUGAUUGAAAAGUUGCACCGUUCCCGACGACACGCACAGCUGAUGGAGAUCAUUAACAAGCCGCCGGAGCAAUAA
Molecule: messenger RNA, 1239 nt
Organism: Anopheles cruzii
Lineage: Eukaryota; Metazoa; Arthropoda; Insecta; Diptera; Culicidae
Gene: mRF1
Product: peptide chain release factor 1-like, mitochondrial
Exons: 1
Coding region: 1-1239 (412 amino acids)
Biological process (GO): translational termination
Molecular function (GO): translation release factor activity
Source: RefSeq, a predicted model, not a curated record